AUGGACUACACAACUCAACUACCCGUGGAGACCCUCUGCUCGAUUUUUGCGCACGCGAAACGCGCGAUGCCGGCUCCUGGCGCUCAGGAACUCGUGCAUUUCUCUGAGGCCAGAUACGCAUAUCGCGUUAUCGCCCUGGCGUGGAUUCCGGCAGUCACGCACGUCUGUUCCAGAUGGCGCUCUGUGGCGGUCAACGACCCGAGUCUAUGGACGGACGUUCCAGUUGUCCUCGGCUUCGAGUGGCUACGCACGUUCGUCGAACGUAGCAGGAUGGAGACCAUAACACUAGACUGGAAGUCGCUGAAGCACAUCGAAGAGGGACUUUUGCAACACACCUUGAACCGGGAUUGGGUCAUGAAGGAGGUUCUGCCUCGCAUUUCAGGAAGGACGCGCAACUUGAUUGCGAUCUUCGACGAGCACUUCACUCCCCGUCUAUCUUCAUGUUCUUGGCCGAUGCUAGAAGAACUCAGUGUUGUGUGCCACUCUAGCUUCGAAGCUGCCAAUGCCCUGCUCAACCAAGACAUCCCUUGCCUUCGUCGCCUGUGUUGGCAAUGCCGUUCGGAGGACUUUCCGUUUGACGCUCCGAGCCUCAGCUCGCUCACCAAUCUGCGGCUUGAGCUCCCUCGGGGGAGUUAUGACACGUUAAUGGUCCCUCUUAUCGAUUUGUUAUCCCGCAUUACUAGCCUGAAGCAUCUACAACUAUACUCGGUGAAGCGUGGUUUUGAAGCAUGGGGUAGGCAGCCGGGGCCUUGCAGAACAUGCCUCUCGCCACAACGAGUGCAAGAGAUACCAUCCUUGAAGACUCUCUUACUAGAGGCAACAUUUCGCGAAAUCAAUCAUUUCAUAACCCACAUCCAUCCGCCAGCAGGCGUCAAACUUCGACUGAAGGAGAAUGCAUAUGGGAGAGACGGUGUUAGCGCGUCGUCUUCCAUGAAGACGAUCUGCCAUAAUCUGGCUGCCUGGUACUCAGCAUCCCCCGAUACUACUCCCUUCACAACAGUCGAGCUCACGAAUAACUCGACCAUGCAACUGUGCGUGCGUCUGGCUAGAUGUGCAACAUAUCCGACAUUGCUAUCUCAGGAUGCCUGGGAUGAGCACAUCAACGGCAUUCACACUGAUCUUGAGAUCGAGUGUACGGUUGUUGGUGGAUUGGGCCUUGAGAUGCUGGUCACAAUCCUCCAAGUAUUGGGACCGCAGAGUGUCCGUGCUCUUUCCCUCGACGUCGAUCACCGGUUGUUUAGAUCGAUCGCUCGUUGUCUGAGUGCAGACGUCUUUCAUCACGUUGUCGCACUACACUUUCCCCAGAUAGAUGGCGUACACUGCCUCGAAACUGUCAGCAAUAACCUAUUCGUCCCACCCGGGGUGACGCCUUUCCCUUCUCUGAGAGUUAUCUCAUUCCCAACCGCCAAUGUCCGCGACGCUCUUCACUGGAUACUCAACGGGGCGUAUGAGCAGUCCAAGGACACGUUAGAGGAGUUCCUAUCCAGACGUCGCGCAGCCGACAUGUCUAUACGCGCAGUAUACUUAGGGCUCGCGGAUGAAGUCCGGAUGAUCCGUCAGGAAGGAAACCCAGCGACGACGAGUUGCGGGCAACGCUCCGAGGACGGGUGGGACGCCAUCAGGCGCGCAAUCGACAUGCUGGAAGCCAUACCCGAAGUCGUCUUUCUUUCGCGAGGGAUUGAUGCUCUAUACAACGAAGCCGCAUACAACGAAGUCUUGCAACUUGAACGGGCGGUCGUGAAAGCUACGUAG
Peniophora sp. CBMAI 1063 is the source of this 1752-nucleotide messenger RNA. The record is from the annotation of a GenBank genome assembly. NCBI's taxonomy places the organism in Eukaryota, Fungi, Basidiomycota, Agaricomycetes, Russulales, Peniophoraceae.